Engraulis encrasicolus (European anchovy) is the source of this 1817-nucleotide messenger RNA. Its product is annotated as calcium-responsive transcription factor-like. The record is from RefSeq and is a predicted model, not a curated record. Bases 40 to 1257 code for a protein of 405 amino acids. The transcript has 6 exons. Gene Ontology annotation, molecular function: DNA-binding transcription factor activity. Lineage: Eukaryota; Metazoa; Chordata; Actinopteri; Clupeiformes; Engraulidae.
GUCACGUGGUACAUUUUCGAGCCUAGUACGUCAGCGAAGAUGGCGGAAAAACAAAUCGUAGCGGAGGAAGACACUGGACCUGAAGGAUGCAUUUCAGUGUCAAAGCAGACAGAGACAAUGGAGGCUCCGUCUUGGGUACCAUCUUUCUUUCAAAUAAUCAAAAGAGGCAAUGAUUACAUCUCUGGCAUUGUCCAGACAGAAGAGGAAGUGAAGAGGCUGAUUGGGAUCCAUUCAAUAGCCACUUCUACAUCUUUCUACCGAUGGUCUGACCACACAAGCAAAGGCAGAAAUGUGUGGCAGGUUGAGGACUAUGAUGAUGACACCCCUCUCGGUGUGACAAAGAGAACCAUCCUUGCUUGUCAGCAUUGCAAAGUCCCACAGAAAAAAACAAAGGAACAGCAAUCCCAGGGACAUGUCCAGCCAGCCGAUAAGUCUGACUGCCCAGCAAAACUUUGCAUUCGGCAUGUGAUAAGAUAUGACACGUUCAGUGUGAAAGGGAAUGCCACGAGAUACCAGAAAGAAGAUGCUAUGAAGAAGCUGAAGGAAGCGCUUCUCACAGGCAGCCCACCAACCUCUGCUUUUAUUCAUCUGAAGAUCCCUUUGCUAGAGGCUCACAAUCACACCAUUGAGAAAGGACCCUGCGUUUCAAGAAAACCAAUGCAUCCUGAAGUUGAAGUUAAACUACAAGAGAUGGUGGCGCAAGGCAUGACUAACAUAUCCGUCAUUAAGAGAACAUUAAAGCAGUUUGUGCUUAAUGAGUUAUGCAGGACUUCUCUAAAGACACCAAACCCUUCUCACCAGCGUUAUUUUCCAUCAAAGGAAACUAUACGAUUUCACAUCCGGAGGAGGAUGGUGGAGGGAGGAGGGGAGAGAGUGAUGGAUGAAGGGGAAGAGGGAACGAUGGAUGGAGAGGGAGAGAGGAUGUUGAAUGGAUGGGGAGAAGUUGUGUCUGAUAGUGGAGAGGAGAUGCCAGAUGGAGAAGGAGAAAGCACGCUGGAUGGAGGGGGACAUGAGGUCAGAUCUGCACAGACCGCGAUGAGAAAAGAACUGAAAAAGUUCAUGGAUGCCACCUAUUUCUGUGAUGACUUGGAGACCUUGCGAAACACGAACAUGGCACUGAAGCGCAUGAGGUUGACUUUUGAACACAGACUGAGGAAUGAACCUGGCAACGUUAAGAAAAAAAGGUUCCGGAAAAAAGAUAUCAAGGCCAUGCCAGUGAAAAAGAAAAACAAGUCAAGACCGUCCAAAAAAACGUAAACGGUGCCAAGGUAGUGUAUGUUGCAUUUUUGUUAAUGGUUAUCAGGAUGCUUACAAGGAGAGCGUACCUACAGUAGGCUACGUAUGUCUGACAAACUGACAAGCUUCGCACUUGCGAAAUACCUUUUCCACUAAACGAAGACAUUUCUUAGCAACACAGUAUACAUAAGCUGUGCCCAGACAGAAUCAACUUCUAAUCCUAACCUAUCUGUAAAGCAUUUUUUUUUAUUGGGAGAAAAAUCUGAAAUCAGAAAAAUGAUGGCAUAAGGUUUUAGAACAUAGUGUUGACCCCGCUAGAGGGAAACACGGUAAUGUACCUGUACCAUGUAUGGGCUGUAUGUCCAUGGGGACUCAGGUUCGACCCUCCUAACUUCUCUCAUAUCCUGUCAGCUCUUGCACUGUGUUGUCAUAAUAAAGGCCUAAAUGCAUCUGCCAUGUUUCUCCCUUGUUUUAUUUUUUGCAUAUCACUGUAGUUGUGUGCUUCAUUUUGCCUUUAUAAUUUAUUUGAUUAAAGAAAGGUAUAAGCCUAUGAAAAGGGACUGUAGUACACCUACUGUUGU